Messenger RNA from Paralichthys olivaceus (Japanese flounder), 1594 nucleotides. RefSeq names its product annexin A2-A-like. Lineage: Eukaryota; Metazoa; Chordata; Actinopteri; Pleuronectiformes; Paralichthyidae. Gene Ontology annotation, molecular function: cytoskeletal protein binding; virion binding; phosphatidylserine binding. The record is from RefSeq and is a predicted model, not a curated record. Gene Ontology annotation, cellular component: cytoplasm; vesicle; plasma membrane.
UUCUGGUUUAAUCACCGAUGGUCAUCGACCUUGGGAGCGAUAAAGCGGGUGUGACGGGGCGGAGGGGGCGUUUAUGGAUCUGACAAAGUUCAGGAAUUUAAAGUGAUACGACCUCACCUACUCCCUCAGCCACAGCCUCUGGGGAGGUGCAGGUGAACUCAUCAUGGCGCUGGUGUCGGAGUUUCUGGGCCAACUGACGCUGUCAUACGGCGGGGAAGAGGAGCCCACAUUUCCCACUGUGGUGCCGGUACAAGACUUUGACCCGGCCAAAGACGCCGCCAGGAUCGAGACAGCCAUCAAAACUAAAGGCGUCGAUGAACAGACGAUCAUCGAUAUCCUGACCAGACGAAGCUCCAGCCAGCGCAAAGAGAUCGCCUUCGAAUAUGAACGACUCGCCAAGAAGGAUCUGUCCACAGCCCUGAAGGGGGCGCUGUCUGGCCCUCUGGAGGCUGUGAUGCUGGGUCUAAUGAAGAACACAGUUGAGUACGACGCCUCCGAGCUCAAAGCUUCCAUGAAGGGGCUGGGAACAGACGAGGAGACGCUCAUCGAGAUCGUCUGCUCCCGGAGCAACGAAGAGAUGCUGGACAUAAAGAAGGUUUACAAAGAGAUGUUUAAGAAGGAGCUGGAAAAAGACGUCGCAGGAGACACGUCAGGAAACUUCGCUAAACUGCUGCUGGCUCUGGUUCAGACAAAGAGAGAUGAGCCUUCGAACGUUGUCGACUAUGAGAAGAUUGAUGAUGACGCCAGAUCUCUGUAUGAAGCUGGAGUGAAGAGGAAGGGCACCGACGUGACGACCUGGAUCGCCAUCAUGGCUCAGAGGAGCGUCCCCCAUCUGCGGAAAGUGUUUGACAGAUAUAAGAGCUACAGCCCCUACGACAUGAAGGAGAGCAUCAGGAAGGAGGUGAAGGGAGAUCUGGAGAAGUCCUUCCUCACUCUGGUGGAGUGCUUUGAAAACAGGCAGCUGUACUUCGCCAACAGACUCAGUGAAGCCAUGAAGAGUAAAGGAGCCAAGGAGAAGGUGGUGACCAGGAUCCUAGUUUCACGCUGCGAGGUCGACCUGAUGAAGAUCAGAACACAAUUCAAGAGGGAGCACAAACGAUCCCUGUACCAGACCAUCGCUGAACACACUAAAGGAGAUUACCAGAAGGCUCUGCUCAGUCUGUGCGGAGGAGACGACUGAGACCUGGGCUCUGUCAGGACUCCGCUUCCCAGAAGGCCUGUGGGUUUGAGCGGUUAGCUGACUGGAGACCUGCUCACAGCCCUUUGUCAUUUUCAUCUGAAACAUCUUGUGGAAUAAAGAAAAACUUUUCACCUGUUUGUGUUUGCCUGCGGUCUUAAUGGAGUGACCACCAGGGGGCAGCAGAGACACACAGAGACAUUCUGCUGAGCUGUACCUGCUCUGUACAUGUUCAUGGGUUACACACGUGUACAUAUACACACGUGUACAUGUAUGUACAAGGUCAAUGUGAGUCUUUACUACAAUCUGUGACGCUUUUUAUUUGUAUUAUACAUUCAUACAAAUAUUUUUCUCAAUACAAAUACUACACCAGAUGAAGAGCGAGGGCAGCAAAUACUCCAACAGCAAAAAAAAAAA